This is a messenger RNA of Paralichthys olivaceus (Japanese flounder), 2444 nucleotides long. It is a transcript of the gene acp6, whose product is annotated as acid phosphatase 6, lysophosphatidic. Gene Ontology annotation, biological process: dephosphorylation; lysobisphosphatidic acid metabolic process. Gene Ontology annotation, cellular component: mitochondrion. The record is from RefSeq and is a predicted model, not a curated record. NCBI's taxonomy places the organism in Eukaryota, Metazoa, Chordata, Actinopteri, Pleuronectiformes, Paralichthyidae. Gene Ontology annotation, molecular function: lysophosphatidic acid phosphatase activity.
AAGAAGAAGAAGAAGAAGAAGAAGAAGAAGAGGAGAAGUUCCCAGCAUACCCUUCGGCGUGAACCCGCGGUGACAGUCUCCUGGUGAAUGAAUUGAUCUCAGUCUGAACACCUUGUUUUUUUUUCCCGGGAGAAACUCAACAGUUUUUAAUUUAACGAAAUCCCCAGUGAUGAUCUGGAGCUAACUCUGCGUUAUCACUGCUACAGCCUCUUCAUCCUCCUCCUCCUCCUCCUCCUCCUCUUCUUCAGUGUCACUGCUCAUUCAACUCAGCAGCACAGCCAUGAGGACUCUUUGGACUAAGGCCGGCAUUUUAGGUUCAGUGUCCGUAGCUUUCGGCUCAAUGCUGUGGUCACAGAAAAGCACCGACUCCGACCACGUUGCCUCCAGUUGCACCGCUACCGACACAAAUCCCAGUUCUCCCUACGAACUGAAACUGGUCCAAGUCCUGUUCCGACACGGGGCUCGAACCCCGUUAAAGUCAAUACCUAAUGUGAUGGAGGUCCAGUGGUUGCCAACGCUCUUGGAGCCUCCAGCUCACACCCACAUCAACUACGUGGUGACAGAUCUUCACGGCGGCCCCAGGCCCUCAGCGCCUGUAGAAGACAGCUAUCGGAGGAACAUACUGACUGGUGGCACGUUCCCCGGUCAGCUGACCACAGUGGGCAUGCAGCAGCUGUACGAGCUUGGAUCGAGGCUGAGGAGGAAGUACGUCGAGGAGAUUCCCUUCCUCGGCUCCACUUUUACUCCGGCUGAGGUCUAUGUGCGCUCCACUAACAUCGUGAGGACCAUUGAAUCUGCCAAGUGCCUGGUUGCAGGGCUCUUUCAGCAAAAACAAAAAGAAAUUGUUAAUAUAUUAACAACGGAGGCAGAAUCUGAAAUCCUGUAUCCAAACUAUCACGGAUGCAAACUGCUCAAACUCCUCAGCAGCCACCGCUGGGCAGAGUCGUCCACUCUGCCAGACAUUGCAGUAGACCUGCAGAGCAUCCAGAGCGCACUGGGCAUCGCCGCUCACCAGCACGUCGACUUCAUCCUCAUUAGGGACGACAUGGUUGCCAGAGAGACACACGGCCUUGCCUGUCCGCCAGUGCUGGACACCUGGAGGAACAAGGUGGAGCAGAGAGCUGUGGAUAUGAUCUGCCACGUCUAUGAACCCAGCAAGAGAGAGAACUUGCAGCUGUGUGUGGGACCACUCCUGCACACAUUGUUAACCAACCUGGACGAGAAAGUGCAGGGCACCUCAUCGGAGCCAAACAGGAAGCUGUUUUUGUACUCUGCACAUGACACCACGUUGAUCCCCUGUCUGAUGGCUCUGGGGGUUUUUGACAUGAAAUGGCCACCGUACGCGGCGGAUAUCACCCUGGAGCUGCACCAGCACCGGCAGACCGAUGAGGCCUUUGUCAAAGUGUCGUACGUAGGCCAGGAUCUACAUAUUCCAGGUUGCAGUGGCAUCUACUGCCCCCUGCAGGAGUUUAAGGAGGCCCUCUCAGCGUAUUCCCUGAGCUCAGAACUCUACCAGUCACUUUGUGACAGCACAGGAGGCCUAACUGAGCCUUGAACCUACAACAAAUCCUCAUGUAUCAUGUUUACCAUGUUUUUUUUUCACAUGCUCAGUUUUCCUUCCAUCAUCAUUAUACCUCACUUUCAGACAACACUGGAAAAAGUCUAUUAUGCAAUUAUCUGCUAUCACAUGCUUAGUACAUAGGUGUUUGUUGGCUUUGUGAUAAAGGGUGGUGUUAUUCCUGAUGUUCCUUUUUGUCAACAAAUCCCAAAAUACUAAAACCAACAAUGAACCAGGGUUGUCAAAAAUUAUUAUUAAGUUUGAUUGAUUAAUUCUAGAAAAAUAACGAGUCUGUGCUGGAUGAGAACUCCUAAGUUAUCUUGUUCUCAUUUAACCCUUUGAGUGACAAACACUCUCUUUCUGACAGGAAGAGCUCAUGUAGUUUACUUAUAUUACUACGUAUAUACUGGUCUCACUGUGCGCUAACAGGUUAAAUGUAAAUGUAAGUUUUCUGACUCAGUAGAAAGCUCAACCUGAAACACGAGUGAUGCACAACAGCACGAAGCAUAACCACCAAUGCAGAUGCAUUGAUGGAAUUACACUGCCACAUUAUUUUAUGUUUACAUCUUGCAAAUUCAAACUUGCUUCCUACAGAAAAUAUUAAUUUAUAUGAUUUAGUUUCAACACAAAUUGGGCAGUCCUAUUAAAACAGAUCACAAACACAGUUCAUUUAAAAAAGAUUUCUUAAAAUGACUGGACUAGUUUUGGUGAAUGGUUCUUGGACAUGGGGAGUAAAUUGUGCUCAGGUUCGUUGUAUUAAGGAACAUAUCAUCCUGGAUCUUCUGAAGUUAUCUGACAACAAUCGUAAACUAAAUAAACAACAGUCAUUCUUGUUCAUAGGAUAAAUCGUGAAUUUAGCUCUUGGGGAUUUGUUGACAAGAAAAAA